AUGGAGGUUGCCAACACCGAGGGAAUUAUCUCGAUACUGAGGGAGCGAGAUAUCUUGAUCAAACGCGAUGUGAUCGAGUCUGCUAUGGAAGACCCUGCCGCUGGUCCGGGGAAUGCGAAGUGGAUGUCCAAACACCUGCGACCGGAAACUCUUCUCUCCACGGAAGAGCUUAGCCUCUAUACAAAACUUGAAAAUUCCGGUGCUCUUCAACCCAUUCUUCGCGACCCUGGCCUUGAUGCGACACGACCCUUUCUAGAGGAUGAUAUGCGAAGCACCAUUAGAUCCCUUGAAGCAUCCACAGCAAUUAUUCAACAAAAGUCUCGCACUUUAACCGCACAAUGCGAAAUGCUCAAGAAAAAAUUGCACCGGCAGGAGGGCUUGGAACAAAAUAGAAGCCGGGACAUCGCACGGCUGCGGAAGAAGCAUGAAGGUGCGAAACAAAACAUUACGAUUGUGGCAAACGAUCUUUCGGAUGAACUAGAUGCUGGUUUUCGGAGCGAGACAGAUAAAACCGGGGCGGAAAGCAAGCGAAUUCUAUCAUUGCUGUCCAGUCGGUUGAAACAUGACGAUAGACUGCUUAGCACUCUGGAGAAGCUGAUGCCUGUAGUCAAGUCGAAUUUCGAUGAUGCGUCUACUGUCAAGCGAGCAGCACACCUUAGUGAGGCCCUGGCAGACUACAGCGCAGAGGAGAUCCAUUACCGCUUGGAUCGACUAUAUCUUGAAGAAUCAAUGCAAGCUGGAGAUCUAAAUUCCCUUUCCGGAGCAGAGGGCGCCACAAUCACUGCAUUGGAGGAGGAGCUGGAGGCGUUAUAUCCCGAGAUCGAGAUCUUGGCUGAGAUGUCCACCAAGCAACAGUUCCACGAGCCCAUCCUACGGGAGAUCUACAAUGGGCACAGCCUGCUUCGGGAGACCUUACAGCAGAAGCUGGAACAGAUUCUCGAUGUUUUAAUCGACAUGACUCUUUCCAAGCAGGAAUUGACGGCACAGCUAGCAAACCGGGAAUCUUUAUGUGAACUAUUAGAGCAAAUCACCAUCCUCUAUCAAGCCGAAAGCACCAAUCAACUUGUGACCCAGUCCUCCUCUCGCCGGGAAUCUAUUAGGCGGCGGUCCCUGCAGCCUGGCAUGGUCCUCGGGGCUACACGCAAACCCGCUUCAAUGCCCGAGCAGCCUUCGUUGGAAAAUCUCCUGCGUCGUAUUGGAUUGUCACCCGAGUCCGUGCUCCGCCCGCAGGUAGAGGAUGGUGGUGCCCAAGGACUUUACGAAAAGCGAAUUGACAUGUCAGAGGCGAUCCGAAAUCUCGAGAUUGCGGCGGAAUCGCCUCUGGUUAGUAAUUUGGGCGAUUCUGAUAGCGCGUCACAGCUUUUGGCCUCUUCAUUGCAUGGAAAUGCCCAAUUUGGAACAUCGCUGCGCAAUUCUAGACAAGAAGGCGCAUUGUUGGGCCUAGAGACUGAACUUGCCUCACUUCAAAAGGGGGUGCAGGGGCUGAACCUCAAUGUGCUCCAUCAGCGGGAUAAGACCCAGGCUAAGUUUCUUGAGCGAUGGGGUUGA
This is a messenger RNA of Penicillium odoratum, 1548 nucleotides long. RefSeq lists its product as uncharacterized. The record is from RefSeq and is a predicted model, not a curated record. The transcript has 4 exons. Bases 1 to 1548 code for a protein of 515 amino acids. NCBI's taxonomy places the organism in Eukaryota, Fungi, Ascomycota, Eurotiomycetes, Eurotiales, Aspergillaceae.